Molecule: messenger RNA, 1580 nt
Organism: Vombatus ursinus (common wombat)
Lineage: Eukaryota; Metazoa; Chordata; Mammalia; Diprotodontia; Vombatidae
Product: OX-2 membrane glycoprotein-like
Exons: 5
Coding region: 108-926 (272 amino acids)
Biological process (GO): negative regulation of macrophage activation; regulation of immune response
Molecular function (GO): cell-cell adhesion mediator activity
Source: RefSeq, a predicted model, not a curated record
GAGACGUUAAGCCUGUUUAAACAACUUUGAGCGGGUUUUUCAGUCCAGGGGAGCUGUUUCAAAACGUGAAUCCAAUAUCUGUCAGGAAGAUUUCAGACACUGCUUCUAUGCUGUCUCUGCUCUGGUCUUUCCUCCUCUCCCUCCUCAGGACAGAAGGAGCAGUUUCAGAUUCUUUGUUUGUAACGAAGAAUAAAAGCACUGAUAUAGCUCCUCUUGGGAACAAUGUGACCCUGAAAUGUAACUUGACGAUCCCAGCAGAUGUUCUGCAGAUUACCUGGCAAAAGGUCCAAGGGUCCAUACCAAAAAACAUAGGCACCUACAGCAGCCAGUAUGGUGGAAAAAUUUUCCCGCCGUACGAUGAAAGGAUCCACCACAGCAGUGCAGAAUUGACAUCAUCAAGCAUGACUAUAUAUAAUGUGACCUUGGAGGAUGAUGCAUGUUACAAAUGUCUCUUUAAUGUUUUUCCAGAUGGUAUCCAUGGAGGACAAAUGUGCUUCAGUGUACAAAAUGUGUCUGAAUUAAGAAUUGAGUGUCAUCCUCGUCCCGAUGAGGGAAUCCUUAUAGCCAUCUGCUCAGCUACAGGAAAACCUGCCCCUCACAUCAACUUUUCCCAUGAAAGCCUGCUGAUGGAAUCGCCUAAGGAACACAUUGAUGAGAACCCAGAUGGCAUAGCUAAUGUCACCAAAUGGUAUAACAUCUCACUGGAGGCUAUGAGGUCCUUGAAACUUUGGAAUGUAUCCUGUGACAUGGAUCACCCCCUAAAGAAGAUAAAAAAACAUGUUUGUUUUCCCCAGGAAUCAAAACCCAUUUCCUAUUACUCAUCAUUGAGGGUACAUAAAUACCUGAUGGCAUCUCUCUUGAUGUGUCCAUUGACCUUCAUUAUCUGUUUUCUAAUCUUCAAAAUAAAAAGAAAAGCAUGUGAGUAAUGAAACUCAUAAGAAAAGAAGACAAAUGAGUAAAUAAUCUUGAAAAGAAACAGCAUAAUGAAUAAUUAUUUUGCAGUGAUGGGAAGUAAGUCAGAAAAAACUAUGAAAAAGAAAGCAUGACAAUAAAUUCUAUAGGAUCUCAAGAAGUAAUGGAAUAACAGAGAGAAACUGCAGAACACUUAAAGGAAGUAUGAAAAAUAAGAAAUUUAGGAAAAAAUAAGUAAGAUAAACAAUAGAGUAGAAAUUUUAGAAUACAUGAUGGAAUAUCUCUCCAAAAGGAUGCUCUGAAAAAAGAGAAUAACAUAUUUGGAACUCAAAAAUAGAAAACUGAAAGAACAUUUUCAAAAAUAACCAUAAAAUAAGCAAUAUUGGAAAAAAUACUUUAGUUAUGUGCAAACCAAAACUACUGACCUUGAAGUUGGGAUAUUCAGAAAUAAUUUAAAGACUGUAACAAUCAUGAGGGGAAAACUGACAAAUUUGAAAACCCAAGAUCACUACAGCAGGAAAUAGUGAAGUAAAGUGGUCCCAAACAUAGUAAAACUAGAGGGCAAAGCGCAUAUUGGAAGACUCUAAGAUCACUGAUAAGGCAGCUAGGUUGUGCAGUGGAUAGAGAGCAGGGAUUGGAGUCAGGAAACCGUGAAUUCAAAUCCGGCU